GUCUAAACUUUUGACUAGUACUGUAUUUAUUUUAUAUCCCUCGAUCCAUCUUCUAUACCGCUUAUCCUUUUCAGGGUCACGGGGAACCUGGAGCCUAUCCCAGGGAGCAUCGGGCACAAGGCGGAGUACACCCUGGACAGGGUGCCAAUCCAUCGCAGGGAACGAUAUUUAUUUUAUAUAUACCUGAUUAAUUUUUUACACCAAAAACGAGAAAACUACCGAUCUGGCAACACUAGGAUCUCAUAUCCCAGAAGGCCACAGCGCACCCGGAAGUAGCGUAGAAAGUCAAAGGUUGCCGUUCACUUAGCUAGCUAGCUAGCUAGCUAAAUCCCGAGUUGUUUUGCUAGAGAAGCACUGCUCUUAUCAGGGGAACAGCACCAGACGACUGGAGAUCUUUGUAGCUUUGAAAUGUUUCGUUUGUACAUGUGUUAAAGAGGACAAACGUAUUUUUUUCCGCUCAUCCCACUGUUUCCCCAUAAACAUGACUUCCCGACGCCCAGACAGCUUCGACGGGUUAGGUUACAGAGGCAGGGAGGAGCCGUCAUACGGCGGAGGCUAUUCGGGAAGGUCGUUUAACAGUUCAUCCAACACUGAUCUGCAGCACUGGGUCACCACGCCUCCGGACAUCCCCGGGAGCAGAAACCUGCACUAUGGGGACAGCACGCCGCAGUCUGAAGCGGCUCCUGCAGCCCCCGGGGCCGGAGACGAGUUUCAGUCGGCUGCUUCUCCACCGUCCGAUCAGUUGAACAGAUUUGCUGGGUUUGGGAUUGGUCUUGCAAGCCUCUUUACAGAAAAUGUUCUAGCCCACCCGUGCAUUGUGUUUCGGCGGCAGUGCCAGGUGAAUUACCACGCCAGAUGUUACCACCUGUCACCUUUAACAGCUCUUAAUGUGAUGUACAACGUCUCCAAAACUCAGGGUCCAAAGGCUUUAUGGAAAGGGAUGGGAAGCACUUUCGUGGUCCAGGGAGUGACACUCGGGACAGAGGGCAUCAUCAGCGAGUGCACCCCUUUGCCAAGGGAGCUGCCACACAGAUGGAAUCCCAAACAAAUCGCAGGCCACUUUAUUCUGAAAGGUUUAACACAUGUGAUCGCAUUGCCGUUUUACUCAGCAAGCCUCAUUGAAACUGUCCAGAGUGAGAUCAUUCGGGACAACCCGGGCAUCCUGGACUGUGUGAAGGAGGGCGUGGGGCGUGUCUUGGGUCUGGGCGUGCCCCACAGUAAACGCCUCCUUCCCCUGUUGACGCUGGUUUUCCCUACCGUCCUGCACGGCGUCCUACAUUACAUCAUAAGUUCCAGUGUGCAGAAGCUAGUGCUGUACGUGCUCCGUCGUCGCGGCAGCACCGGCACGUCACCCAAACGCACCGAAUUCGGCAAGGAGACGGUCCAGAACAUGCUAGACGCCUAUUUCCCAGAGCUGAUCGCUAGCUUCGUGGCCAACCUGUGUGCCGACGUGCUACUGUUUCCUCUGGAGACGGUGCUGCACCGGCUGCACAUUCAGGGAACUCGCACCAUCAUCGAUAACACUGACCAGGGCCUCGAGGUGCUUCCUAUUAACUCUCAGUACGAGGGGAUGAGGGACUGCAUAAACGCGAUACGACGCGAGGAGGGUCCGCUGGGCUUCUACAAGGGCUUCGGGACCAUCGUGAUCCAGUACUCACUACACGCAACAGUGCUGCAGAUCACCAAGAUGAUUUACUCAACUCUGCUGCAAAAUGCCUGAGGGGGUGUGUGUGUGGGGGGGGGUUUACAAUGUAAAAUAUGCCAUGCACGGGUCCUUUCUUCUCACUUCAUUUCAUCAGACUGCGUUAUUAUUUCAGGAAGCGCUUGCAUGACACAUCAUUUAGGCUGCUUUCACAUUGUGCUUGUUUUCCCUCCCACAGAAAAAGUGCUGACCACGCCCCUUUGUGUUCUGGUUGGAUAGACUGAUCUGCUAGCUUAUCUGUAUAGACUGUGUUAACGGUAAAACGUGACGUGACAUUGUACGUAAACCUCCUCUCAUUCUCUCUGUAACCCUACUCUACGUUCACACGAGCAGUGACGAAGCGCCACACGACAUAGGUGCUGCGAUUUCACCGGCAGCCGCAAGCGACAGACUGACAUUUAAACUGAGAUGUUCUCACUUCUAUGCAAAUGACAUACGACGCAGUAAAGGGAUUCCUCAGACCCUGUCCUAUGGUGCGCAUGGAUUUUUUUUCCCACGACUAUAGUUCCUACGUGCAGUUAGUUUCACGUUUAAUCUUUCCUCGCGUCAAACGUGUAUAGGGACAUUACAAAGAAAAAUAAAGCUCGGUAGAGAUCGUUCUAGCUUCUGGCGAGUAUAGAUAAGCAAAUAACGUGAGGCCGUUUUUUCUAAUCUGUCAGCGAAUAUAGUAUGAACGUCUAACACAUAACGUGAAUCGAUCCAUCAGUUUUAACACAGAUUAUAGUGCUUUAUUUAUGUGUUUAAAUAAUUCCAUUUACAAGCUACGUAGCUACUAAUAAUCUCAUCAGGACUAAAGUGACAACAGGGACACACCCACAAGAGAAACUACAAGUGAAACUUGUCUCUCUAGUGUGAACAUGACAUAAGAACAAUACAAGCACUCUGUCCUACAUGUCUGUUCGCCCCACAAGCUGCAUCCGGAUUGGUUUGGGCGGGGGUUUUUUUUCUUUUCUUUUCUUUUUUUCCACAACCACUGUGAUGGAGGAAAAAUAAAUCUCAGCAGAAGCGGUGCUUUAUAAUCCGUUUAUUCUGAUCACGUCGGUAUGACCCUGGAGCACAAUUAGAUGACUAAAUGAACCACUUUUCCACCAUUAAACAUGACGUGCUUGAUGUGAUUGUAUUUAUAGUUGAUAGUAGUAAAAAUGAUUUCGGUGUGGUACGCAGUUUCCAGGAUGUUUUUGACAUAAGUACUACAACAGAGAUUAGAGAUUACGUUCAGAUCAUUUUGCCCUGAGGGAAAAGGGAAAAAUGAGUGAACUGAGUUGUCUAAGGGAAAGCCCCAAACGUGAUUGCCUGUUUCCAAAAAUACCAUGGUUUCCAUCAGACCAUUAACGCAUAAAACUUAAAAAUAAAAAAUCUGAUUCUGUCGUCGCUCUGAGCCAAAACCGGAACUCCAAGCCGGAACUUUUUUUAAAAAAGCUACGAUGAAAUAAAUAUGAAUAAUCCUUUUUUCAAAGAGUGUAGCGAGUGUUGAAUCGCGUAUGAAAGACGCGCUGAAAGUCGAGAGAAGGGGGAAAAAAACGCCUAGUGCGAAAGCAGCCUUUAGAUUGAGGAUUUCCUGUUCAAUAAACGGCUAGACGUCAUUUGUUCUACUCGAUCAGCACAGCUAUGUGUGUGUAGCUUUCUACUCUCACGGUCCUCCUUUACUGAUGUAAUCUAAUUCCUCUCACUCUGCCUACAGUACAGCGUUUUCUGUACAAACUCAGAUCCUGGAUUUCCACAGCCUUGCAUAGAUGUGCUUUCUCGUUUUCACACACACACACACACGUUUCACAGGGGUGUUAAACAAAGUCAACUGCUAAACUCUUCAGGACCAGUGUCUAGAGAUUAAUAGUACAUGAACGAUAUAUAAAUUGUAAAGUGUCAUUUAGUCAUUUGCACCCUGGUGAAUAUUUGUAAUGAUGUGUGAAUUAGUGAAAACGUUUCCAUCUGCUUUCUGCCACCUCACUGCGAGGGGUACAGUAUAACUCGCCACAUCGCAGCAGCACUGAUUAUAGUGAUCGUGUCAAAUUUUGACAGCAGCACUUUGUUUGGAAGCAAAUGAAAUGUUUUAGCUGCACUUAGAAUAAAAAUAUAUAUAUAUAUGUAAAGUAACGGCUACUGUGAUUGCGAAUAAAAUGUAUGCAAUUG
Ictalurus punctatus (channel catfish) is the source of this 3832-nucleotide messenger RNA. RefSeq names its product solute carrier family 25 member 46 (gene slc25a46). The transcript is spliced from 8 exons. NCBI's taxonomy places the organism in Eukaryota, Metazoa, Chordata, Actinopteri, Siluriformes, Ictaluridae. Gene Ontology annotation, biological process: axon development; mitochondrial membrane fission; mitochondrial fission. Gene Ontology annotation, cellular component: mitochondrial outer membrane. The record is from RefSeq and is a predicted model, not a curated record. Bases 482 to 1720 code for a protein of 412 amino acids.